Molecule: messenger RNA, 805 nt
Organism: Pelodiscus sinensis (Chinese soft-shelled turtle)
Lineage: Eukaryota; Metazoa; Chordata; Testudines; Trionychidae
Source: RefSeq, a predicted model, not a curated record
AUUUUGUAGCAUUAAAUCCAUGAGCGACGUCUACUCAGCAUUACCAGCCAAGAGGCGGCAAGAUGUCUACGGCUUUCAGAAGACCUACCUGAACGCACAGUUCGCAGACUCAGGCUCCGCCUGCGAGGAUGGAACCAACGGGACCAGAGAUUGGCUGCAAAAAAACAUCGGCAGUUUCUGUUCGGUGGCUAAAUUAAGUGAACUUCAGACCUUUUACCCAGACAUUGAUGGAAUUGACGUCAUUGCUACUGCACAUCUCGAUGAUGUGGCAGAGUUUUUGACCAAACCAGAGGUCAUCGCUAACAACACCACGGUGGAGAAGAUUGUCCAGUUAAUUCCGCUUGAAGACAUUGCUCAUUUCCUGAAUGCUGCCAUGUCUGCUGUUCGAAAGGCCAAUCUGACAGACCCCCAGCUUACAGCACUGAGUCACAUGCUCCUGACAGCUGUUUGGGACAAAGUUAGUUCUGGCUUCUCUAACUUCAUGCCCCUGGAGUGGAGAUAUUUGUUUCAGGAUUUACACUUCCUCCUUCCCAGCAUCAAUGCGACUCAUCUUCAGCUCAUCCCAACCAAUAUUAGCUGCUCCUCCUACCAGGAAAUAGUGAAGGCCUUAAAUAUCCACUACCAGGAUUACACGGUAGAGACGCAACAAGGCAUUUACACCGUUCUCAAGAACUAUCUCCUUCAGCCAGGUGUCAAGCCCAAGUGCUAUAACCAAAGCGACGGGGAGCAAAACUCAACGGCGUGGUUUCUAAACUACCUGGGGAAGUACCUGUCGUACUGCAAUGUGGAGGAUCUCAGAACAUGA